This is a messenger RNA of Dictyostelium purpureum, 2186 nucleotides long. RefSeq lists its product as uncharacterized. Gene Ontology annotation, molecular function: calcium ion binding; mannosyl-oligosaccharide 1,2-alpha-mannosidase activity. Gene Ontology annotation, biological process: carbohydrate metabolic process; mannose trimming involved in glycoprotein ERAD pathway; endoplasmic reticulum mannose trimming. The record is from RefSeq and is a predicted model, not a curated record. Lineage: Eukaryota; Evosea; Eumycetozoa; Dictyosteliales; Dictyosteliaceae. Gene Ontology annotation, cellular component: membrane; endoplasmic reticulum. The coding region runs from base 252 to 2129 and encodes 625 amino acids. The transcript is spliced from 2 exons.
UUAAAUACUUUCAUUAUCUCUUUUUUUAAUAUAUAUUUAUAAUAUAAAGGGAUAUAAAAAAAAGAUAUGAUGAAAUAUCAUCAUUUUAUAAAUAUAUAUAUAUUUUUAUAAUUUUGAUAUUUAUCAAUCACAUUAGGGGAGGGGUUUAUAGUUUAGAAAAUAACAAUAACAAUAAUAAUAAUAAAAUAUAUAGUAAUAUUAGUAUUCCAACAUCAAUAUUAAAAGAAAAAUUAAAAUAUGAUGUAGAAAAGAUGUUUUAUCAUGGAUAUAAAAGUUAUUUAAAAUAUAGUUUUCCAAAAGAUGAGUUAAAGCCAAUUAGUUGUACAGGUAGCAAUACGUUUGGAGAUUAUGCAUUAACAUUUAUAGAUAGUUUAGAUACAUUGGUAGUAAUGGGCGAUAUGAAAGAGUUUGAAAGAGGAAUUAAUUGGGUAAUCGAAAAUAUAAAUUUUAAUAACGAUAUCACUGUAUCAGUAUUCGAAACCAACAUUAGAGUAUUGGGUGGAUUAUUAUCAUCUCAUUUAAUUGCAGAGGAACAUCUAGGUAAAGAGAAAUAUAGUGGAAAACUAUUGGACUUGGCAAUCGAUUUGGGUGAUAGAUUAUUAAGGGCAUUCCAAACGCCAACCGGUAUACCGUAUGGUACUGUCAAUUUGAAGCAUGGUGUACCAAUGGGCGAAACACCAAUAACCUCAACUGCGUCUUCAACAACAUUCUCAUUAGAAUUUGGUAUACUUUCGAUACUUUCAAACGAUCCAAAAUAUGAAGAGGCUGCAAGAAGAGCAGUUCGUUCCAUUUGGUUAUAUAGAUCCGAUAUAGAGUUACUUGGAAAUCAUAUUAAUAUAUUCACAGGUGAAUGGACAAUAAGAGAGAGUGGUAUUGGUACAGGUAUAGACUCAUUUUACGAGUAUCUCUAUAAAGCUGCAAUCUUUUUUGACGAUGAAGAGUAUAUGGACCUCUUUUUUAAGAACUAUCAAUUAAUAAAUAAAUAUAUCAAAAAGGAUCCAUGGUAUGUGGAUGUUAGCAUUGAUCGUGGCGCUAUCGUUUGGCCAAUUUAUAAUAGUCUUCAAUCGUUUUGGCCCGGUGUGCAAUCGAUGUAUGGAGAUUAUGAAAGCGCUUUCUCUACCAUCAAAUCAUUUCAUAUUGUUUGGAGAAGAUAUGGUUUCAUUCCUGAGGGAUACAAUCUAUUAUCCGGCAACGUUCAACUAAACCAAAAAGGUUAUCCUCUAAGACCUGAAUUGGCAGAAUCACUUUAUCACAUGUAUCAAACCACUAAGGAUCCAAUAUUUGUUAGAAUGGGUAAGGAUUUAGUUUGGACUUUAAAUAAUUUAACAACUACAAAAUGCGGACAUGCAAAUGUUUUAGAUGUUGAAACCCAUCAACUAGACGAUCGUAUGGAGUCUUUCUUUUUAUCAGAAACAUGCAAAUAUUUGUUUUUAUUAUUCAAUACCGAAGAUAAUUUUAAUAAUAAUUUCAACAAUUCAAACCCAAAUCCAAUAGAUAUGGAAUCAAUUAUUUUUAAUACCGAAGGUCAUAUUUUCCCAAUGCAAUAUAGAUUCUUUAAGAAAUCAAAUAAUUUAUUAAAAAAUAAUAAUCAAGAUGAAAAUCUUAAAAAGAUAGAUUCAACUAAAAUUCAAAAUAAUGUAAAUAAUAAUAAUAAUAAUAAUGAAAAUAGCCAAAAUAAUAAAAAAAAUAAAAAUAAUGGUGAAAACAGCAAGGAAGAUAUUAUUGAAAAUAAUAUUGAAAAUAGCCAAAAUAAAAACAAUAAUAAUAAUCAAAAUAAUAAAAAUAUAGAUAAUAAUAAUAAAAAUAUAGAUAAUGAUGAUAACAAUAUUUUAGACAAUAGCGAUAAUGUUUUAGAUGGUGAUAAUAAUAAUAUUUCAAAUAAUAUAAAUAAUAAAAAUAAAAGUAAAAAUAAAAGUAAAAAUAAAAAUAAAACAAACAAAUUAGAUGGUUUAGAGGAUAGCGAAAUUCAACUUUUACCAGGCAGCAAAAAGUAUAAUUGGACUUGCAACCAAUUACCAUUUUUAAGAAGAAUAUCCUCCGGUACUUUUCAAUUUAUUGGUGGUCCACACGAUACAGAAUGGUUUGAAGAUAAGAAAAUUAAAGAGGCCAUGCACGAUUUAUCUUCAUAAUAAUAUAAAUAAAUUUAAUAAAAUUGUGUAUCAAUGAAACAUGAUUUUUUUUAGUGC